This is a messenger RNA of Caenorhabditis elegans, 1539 nucleotides long. RefSeq names its product Homeobox protein ttx-1 (gene ttx-1). Gene Ontology annotation, cellular component: nucleus. The coding region runs from base 3 to 1178 and encodes 391 amino acids. The transcript is spliced from 9 exons. The record is from RefSeq and is marked reviewed. NCBI's taxonomy places the organism in Eukaryota, Metazoa, Nematoda, Chromadorea, Rhabditida, Rhabditidae. Gene Ontology annotation, biological process: regulation of DNA-templated transcription; positive regulation of transcription by RNA polymerase II. Gene Ontology annotation, molecular function: DNA-binding transcription factor activity; DNA binding; DNA-binding transcription factor activity, RNA polymerase II-specific.
UCAUGUCCUUGACGUCUUCCUCAGCUCCAUCCGACUCUAUUGUUGAAUUGAUCCAAUCCCAAAAUUUGUCUGGAAGUGGAUCUGGAACUGGUGGAAAUACUGGAUCAACUACAAUGAACAGCGGAAAUUUUAUCCCAACCCCAUCCCUAACCGGAACCGGAGCCUCCCAAUCAUCUGGCUCAGCUUCUAGCGGGAAUUUUGUAUCACCCGAUGAAACCGACACAAAACCGUCCCCAUCCCUAAUGGACCACAAUGACCCGACCUCUUCGUUGAGCCAACAAUUGGCUCAGGGAGCAACAUUAACGAGCCCAUAUUCGACGACAACUGUGGACCCGAGUUCACUUUAUUUUCAGCUUUCACCAAUGUCAUAUAUACCAAACGUGAGCUCUGCAACAACAGUAGCCGCCGCAAAUAUGUCUGCAUAUUUUAACCAAAAAAGUGCCUACCCGACAUCUCACCUCGGGUUCCCGUCGAAUGUUGGAAGCCACAGCUUUUUACAGUCAAAUAUGUAUAUUCCAUCGAGUUUGUCGGAUUGUCCAACUGCUACUAUGGGGAGCAUGUCGUGGAAUGCUAACCAACCGGGAUUUUCUAGAAAACAACGUCGGGAACGGACCACAUUUACACGGAAUCAACUUGAAAUCCUGGAGAGUUACUUUGUAAAAACCCGCUAUCCGGAUAUUUUCAUGCGGGAAGACAUGGCCCACAAAAUUCAACUCCCCGAGAGCAGAGUUCAGGUUUGGUUCAAAAACCGGCGGGCAAAGGCCAGGCAGCAGAAGAAAACGCUGGCGCCCAGUAAUUCCGGAGUGACGUGUUCUGGAAAUAAUGGAUCAACCGGAGGUGGAUCUUCAAAUGGAUCUACUGGGAGUGAAGUUCAGCCGUCAUCCCCGGCCACCACCGACAGUGAGCUAAAAUUUUCGGAAGUUAUUAAAGAAGAAUGUGAUGAACAAUCAAUUAGUCCGUCAGCUGACGAUCAGAAAGGCGUAAACUCAUAUAUUAAUCCAAUUUCCUCGUCAUCUGGCACCACUUCCUACAAUGGAACUUCUUCUUUUAGGCCACAAGCCCAGUAUCCAUAUGCCAGCUACCCUGCGUACGACUUUCAGUACAGUCAAUCCAACACAAAUUCCACCAACACCUACACUUUGGACGGAAAUUCCACUUGGAAAUUUCAAAUGAGCUGAAAAAAAUCCGCGAAUCUGUAAAAAAACCCACUAAUUUUCACCUCUUUUUCACACAAAUCUCUCCGGUUUUUAGUACGAUGCUCCGAUAUUCCGGCGGAAUUUCGGAGCAUCGUACUGAUCACAAUUUUUCCUCUUUUUUCUACGCAAAAAUCAAUAAUUUACGCACAAAAACUUCAAACUUCCAUGAUUUUUUCCCACUUCUUUUUCAAUUUUUCUGACAUUUUUAGGUCCCAAAGUCCUUUUUUCCCCUGAAAAAUUUCAGUUUUUCACAUUUCUAAUAUAUCCUACGCAUUCCAAUAUUAUUGAUUUACAUAUACUUUUACUAUCAAGAUUUUUCAAUCAAUAAAUGUUCAAAUUUGAA